AAACUAUUAACCCACACUACAUCGCCUAUAUAAAAUAUUAGAAGGAAAGAAACUGGAUGAGUGAAUUACUUUGUUAUUUAGUUAUUGUGUUCAUUCACUUGGCGCGGAACCAAAUUCAAUGGCGCCAGCUUCUGUGCUUUCCAAUUUGAAAUGGUUGCCACUGAAUUCCAAAAUCAAUAUCAAGAGCCAACUCCAAACAAGCAACAUUGACGUUGACACGGUUCAGCUUCCGGAGAAAACCCGCAACUCGAGAGUCUUGAUCCUUGGUGGAACGGGUCGGGUCGGUGGAUCCACCGCCAUUGCCCUCUCCAACCUCUGCCCUGACCUCCGCAUCGUCGUCGCCGGUCGAAACAGGGAGAAAGGUGAAGCUAUGGUUGCAAAACUGGGGGGCAAUUUUGGUUUUUCUCAGGUUGAUAUGAAUGAUGAAAAUUCACUCCGAAAUGCUCUUCAAGAGGUGGAUCUUGUGGUUCAUGCGGCGGGGCCAUUCCAAAAAGAAGAAAAAUGCAGCGUGCUUGAAGCAGCCAUAAACACCAAGACGGCAUAUGUUGAUAUAUGCGAUGACACAAAGUAUGCGUGGCGUGCUAAGUCCUUUAUGAGAAGAGCAUUAGGCGCUAAUGUUCCGGCCAUAACUACCGGAGGAUUAUGCCCUGGACUCAGCACAAUCAUGGCGGCAGAGCUAGUCCGCGCUGCACUACGUGAAAGUGAUCAAGAUAAGCCAGAAAGCCUAAGGUUCUCCUACUAUAUAUCUGGAACUGGUGGUGCUGGUCCAGCCGUGUUGCUUGGUAGCCUCCUCUUGUUGGGAGAGGAAGUAAUUGCAUAUAGCGAAGGAGAAAAGGUCAAACUGAAGCCAUACAGUGGAAAGCUCAACGUUGAUUUUGAAAAAGGAAUUGGCAAAAGAGACGUUUAUCUAAUGAAUUUACCAGAGGUUAGAUGUGCUUAUGAGAAUCUAGGAGUGCCAACUGUUAGUGCUCGAUUUGGAUCAGCACCAUUUUUCUGGAAUUGGGGAAUGGAAAAUUUGACCAAAGUUCUUCCUUUGGAAUUUCUGAGAGACAGGAGUAAAGUGGGAAGGUUGGUUGAAUUAUUUGGUCCUUUAAUCGAAGCAGUUGAUGGGAUUGUCGGGGAACAUAUAUCAAUGAGGGUUGAUUUGGAGUGUGCAAGUGACCGCAGCAGGGUUGCCAUCUUCAGUCACAGGAAACUUUCCACAGCUGCAGGAAUUGCAACAGCUGCAUUUGCACUUGCGAUUCUAGAAGGAAGCACACAACCUGGUGUGUGGUUUCCUGACGAGGUUCAAGGACUUGCAAUUGAGGCCAGAGAAGUUCUUCUCAAGCGUGCUAGCCAGGGUACAUUUAACUUUGUAAUGAACAGAUCACCGUGGACGAUUGAAACAAAUCCAAAGGAGCACGGAUUAGGAAUAUACGUAUGAGCUGGGAUCCAAACGUGAAAUUCGGUAAAAUUAUUUUGUUGUACUGAUAGGGGUACAAUGUAAUGAAUGUAUAGUCCAUGAGAGAUGAUUAAUGGAAGUGAAGCUAUAACUUUCUUAUGUUA
This is a messenger RNA of Arachis stenosperma, 1545 nucleotides long. RefSeq lists its product as uncharacterized. The transcript has 12 exons. The record is from RefSeq and is a predicted model, not a curated record. Bases 119 to 1423 code for a protein of 434 amino acids. Lineage: Eukaryota; Viridiplantae; Streptophyta; Magnoliopsida; Fabales; Fabaceae.